UGUGCAAAGAAAGCCAUUCUCAGAGAAAAGACCAAACACUAUCGAGUGUUUUGGUCUAGACACCUUGAGGAUCAGAAAAGAAAGCGGGACGUCCUUCGCAAGACUGCUGAUCAGACUGGAGGAACGGAAGACGUACAAGCCUAGAGACGACAAUCAGCUGUCCUAA
This is a messenger RNA of Rodentolepis nana, 166 nucleotides long. Lineage: Eukaryota; Metazoa; Platyhelminthes; Cestoda; Cyclophyllidea; Hymenolepididae. The record is from the annotation of a GenBank genome assembly.